GCAGAAGAGAGAGAGAGAGAGAAACCCUAAUUUCGCCUGAGCCCUUGACGAUUUUCGCAUCAAUGGAGAAUCUCCCCUUGCAUCUCGCAGAAGAAAUCCUCUUCCGGUUGGAUCGCAAGUCUCUUGCUCGGUCCAAAUGCGUCAACAGAGAGCUCAGAUCGAAAAUUUCCGAACCGGAAUUCUGCAUCGAAUACUUCUGUCGGUCAGCGCCCGCCUGUUUGAUCCACUCCUCCGGCUUCGGCUCCAACUACGUCCGGUACGUCUCCGACAAUACCAAAACUGAACCCGAAGCCUCUGGUCUGCCGAUGCGCUGUCAGAUUCUCGGCUCAGGUUCAGGUCUUGUUCUUCUCUUCCUCCAUCAACUCUGUGUCCUCAAUCCAAUCACCCGUAAGUUUCGGCUUCUUGGAGAAGAAUCUUCACGAUUUACGCAAAAUAUACUCAGUAUUCGUGGGAAGAGACAGAUGAAGAUCGGUUUCUCGGUCGAUAAUAUCGAUCAAACCAGUCAGAGAUUCGGAGUCGUGAGUAUCAACGAGGAGGAGUUCAUGUUACAUCCCGACGUGUCGAUUUACCGGUUCGAGAUCUAUGAUGGGGAUAAUGAUUCGUGGAGAGUGUCGGAAACGACUAUUGCUUGUCCCGCAAGCAAUCUCGUUGAACGUGUGAAACCGGUUUACUUUAACCGAGCUCUUCACUGGCUGAGAAGAGACGGUAGCAUCGUCGCUUUCAACCCCGAAAAAGACGAAGCCCGGAUCAUUCCGACCACAUUCCCAUCUCUGGAAAGUACCCAUCUCUGGCUCGGAGCAGUUGAAGGGAACAAAACCCUAACCCUAAUCUCAGCUACCGAGACCCUAAUCUCGGUCUUCAUCCUACGAGACGACCCGAUUCCUACCUGGGUUCUCCGAAAACAGAUAAACAACGAUGCUAUAGAGACGGGAAAGUGGCUGUUCUGGACAAUCGUGACGUAUAACGAGAGGUUCCUUGUGGUGCAAGAAACAAAGGAAAAAGGCAUGAGUCGACUGCUUCAUCGAUACGACGCCGUUGCAGAGGAGUGGAGUGUUUUGGGAGAUGUGCCGACGUGGAUGGACACCGACCAGGAUUUCUUCCACUUCAAGGCGUCGUGGCUCGACGGGGCUGUUCGUAGGAGCAGGCCAUUGCGCAGUCUUCGCCAGUUCAUGCAAAUGAUCGGCACUCAUUAUGAACAGAUCUAG
This is a messenger RNA of Tarenaya hassleriana, 1205 nucleotides long. Its product is annotated as putative F-box/kelch-repeat protein At1g20790. NCBI's taxonomy places the organism in Eukaryota, Viridiplantae, Streptophyta, Magnoliopsida, Brassicales, Cleomaceae. The record is from RefSeq and is a predicted model, not a curated record. Gene Ontology annotation, molecular function: protein binding. The transcript is spliced from 2 exons. The coding region runs from base 63 to 1205 and encodes 380 amino acids.